GUUAGGGUUAGGGUUAGGGUUAGGGUUUAUGGGAGGCGUGCGGAUGGUGAACGACAAGGGGGAAUUGCUAGCGAUGGCGCCGCCAUUCCUCAGCAAGUGCUACGAUAUAGUGGACGACUCGGCGACGGAUGGCACGGUUUCGUGGGGGAAGAACGGUGAUAGCUUCGUGAUUUGGGAUUCUCAUACCUUCUCCCGUGAACUCCUUCCGAAGUACUUCAAGCAUAGCAACCUCUCCAGUUUCGUCCGCCAGCUUAACACCUACGGUUUUCACAAAGCCGACCAUGAUCGCUUGGAAUUUGCGAAUAAGAGUUUCAUCAAGGAUCAAAAACAUCUGCUUAAGAUGAUCAUAAGACGGAAACCUGGUCAUGACCAUCCUCAGUUGCAGCAAUCUGAAGCAAAAGGUGCUAAUGUUAAUGCAUGUGUAGAAGUCGGGAAGUUUGGCCUUGCGGAAGAAGUUGAAAGGCUCAAGAGGGAUAAGGAUUUGCUUAGGCAAGAGCUGAUAAAACUCAGGCAGCAUCAACAGACCACUGAGAAUCAGGUACAUGACUUGAGACAGAGUCUCCACGGAAUGGAACAAAACCAACAACAGAUGCUAUCCUUCCUGGCCAUGGCUGUCCAGAGCCCCGGGUUUCUGUCUCAGCUGACGAUGCAGCAAAAUCCAAAUAACAGACAAAGAGCAGAGAUAUCAAAAAAAAGACGCUUUCCCGCCCUAGAGCACGGUGGCUUAAAGGGUGUUGAUGCUCCGACAGGGCAGAUUGUAAGAUACCAGCCACCACCACCACCGCCACCACCGCCACCACCACCUCCUGUUGAUGAGUCCACGAAAACAUUGCUCAUGCCAGUGCCUAGUCCUGAUGAACUGACCAACUCAGAAUCCAUGCGGAUUGAUUUUGAUCAUCUGUUACCAUAUGCUGAUGACAUGUCAACAGGAUCGAAUUCUUCUUUGCCAGUAGAAGAAGAUGGUUUUGACAUGGACUUUUUCUCGAGUUAUUUAGAGAAUCUUCUCUCCGAUCAAAGACCAGUUGAUGACAAGCAGGUUGAUGCUCAUAACAUGCGAACUACAAAUUCUGAUAUUGAUUUUGAUUUUCUGAUGGAUGGAUCCCUCAAUUUAGAACCGAAGAGAUGAUCAAGGAGACAACCCCUUAAAGGUUCCAUGCUUUCAUUUUGUUCGAUAGGUAUGAAGCUGUCUACGUAUUCUUAUGGCAUGUAUAAAUUUUCAACUAUAGACAUAUUUUCCCUUAUAGUAUAUACAUAUAUACACAUACUAAAAAUUUUUUAUCUGAGUUUCUCUCUAUGAUUGAGAGAAAAUACUGACAAAAUGUAGGGGAACACUCUUUCUACUCUUUAUUUUUA
This is a messenger RNA of Dioscorea cayenensis subsp. rotundata (Guinea yam), 1353 nucleotides long. RefSeq names its product heat stress transcription factor A-1-like. Gene Ontology annotation, biological process: regulation of transcription by RNA polymerase II. The record is from RefSeq and is a predicted model, not a curated record. NCBI's taxonomy places the organism in Eukaryota, Viridiplantae, Streptophyta, Magnoliopsida, Dioscoreales, Dioscoreaceae. Bases 29 to 1126 code for a protein of 365 amino acids. The transcript is spliced from 2 exons. Gene Ontology annotation, cellular component: nucleus. Gene Ontology annotation, molecular function: RNA polymerase II cis-regulatory region sequence-specific DNA binding; DNA-binding transcription factor activity.